UGCCUCUGUGCUCCAGCCCAGAUCCCCUGGGAUUAGGAGGGGUCCUGAACCACACCCUCUGCUGCGAGACGGAGAGGGAAAGAACAAACACUGAACAGAGCACAGAAGCAGAUGAACUGUGAUGGUGAACGAGGUUUGUGCUGAUCGUGACGCUGCAGGAAACGGGUCUGGCAAUGUAGCCGGGCGGUUUGGGUGGAUAUGCCUAAGCGCAGGGACCCCGCCCUGCUGCUGCCUCUGCUGCUGUGGGCUCUGAGUGCGCUUCUCCCCUCCCCCUCUGCCUGGGCUGGGUCUUUGCUAGGGGGCGGGGCCCCCCGGAACAGCACGCUGCUCUUCGACAGCGCGGCGCACGGGAGCGGCCUGCGCAACUGCAGCUGCGCCUCCGAGAUCCGGGACUGCGACGAGGCGCUGGCCAACCUCCUGUGCAGCUGCCGGACCGUGCCGCGCUCGGCGCUGACCCCCGCCGGCCUGCACACGCAGGGAGGCCUGACGGUGUGGGUGCGGGACCCCUGGGUGCUGCAGGAGCUCCUGAACGGGAGCACGGUGCAGGACCUGCGCCUCUCCGCCUGCGGGUCCGGCCCCAUGCCCCCCCAGCCGCUGGCGCUCUUCGGGCUGCGCAGGCUACGGGUACACACCUCCGCCCCCGGGGCCCCCCACCCCGAGCAGGCCCUGAACAUCCCCUCGGGGCCGGAGAGAGGCAGGGGCAGGGACGGGUUUGGCCCCUUCCUCACAACGGAGACUUCCGUGUCCUCUUCGUCCUCUCCUCUCCUCAUGUCCUUCCUGGACGUGUCCCUGCUAAACGGCCUCUCCUCCCUGAAGGCUUACAGCAUCAGCAGUCCCGUUGCCCCCACCCUCAGCCAGCACUUCCCCCACCUGCCCCUGCACCACACACCUCUGGGCCCCCAACACAGCUGCCUCCUCACCUUCAUUUACUAGACAGACACAGACCAACAAGAAGGUCUACAUGACCACACUCAGCUGGACUGGAUUGCUGUUGGGCUAGAAUGAGAUAUCAUGACCAAGACUGACCGGGUGAUAGACUGGUUUGGGCUUGGCAGUGCAGCACAGGGCAGCUUCAUGGUGGAGCAACAUGAAAAGGACUUUGACAAGGAGCAUUUGAACCAAACAUAAACACAUAACGCAAGCAGCAGCUUUCAAGAAAUGAAUCUCAGCAUAACAGCACACUCCAUUCCGUUGCACAGGAUAACUUAUUUUGUGGUAUCUCUCCAGCUCAAAGUAGUUCCUGGUAUGAAUACAAACAGCUGAAAACGUGUUCACCAGCUUUUUCACUUGUUUUUUGACCACUCUGCUUGUCACCCUGGUUGGUUUAAAGAGUCUCUGAUGUUAUCUAUUCAUGCUGGGUUUGGAAAAAACUCCCCACUUACCUUUACUUACCAUUGUUGCACUUUCUAAUCACACUUUCUAACUGGUGGUGGGUGUCACAAUGUAACCUUGUGGUUAAGGAAAAAAACCAAGGUUCUAACCUAAAGGUUAUAGGUUCAGAUUGUGGGUGGAACAUCAGCUCUGUACCCUUUAUCAAGGCAUAUA
Molecule: messenger RNA, 1545 nt
Organism: Megalops cyprinoides (Indo-Pacific tarpon)
Lineage: Eukaryota; Metazoa; Chordata; Actinopteri; Elopiformes; Megalopidae
Exons: 3
Coding region: 199-933 (244 amino acids)
Source: RefSeq, a predicted model, not a curated record